AUGGCUAUUGAUUCGGGGGCAGUAGUAUCAGUGAUGCCUGAGGAUGUUUUCUUCCGGCUUUACCAGGGGCGAGUGCCUAAGCUAAGGGAGAGUAAAAUGAGAUUGAAGACUUAUACUGGUCAAUGUAUUGAAGUUUUGGGAGAGUUUCAGGCAAAUGUUUCGGCUGGAGAUGAGUCGCAUGUUCUGCCGCUGGUGGUUGUACGGAAUGAGCAACCAAAUCAACCUUCGCUUUUGGGGCGAAACUGGUUGGCGAGACUUAAGUUAAACUGGAGGGAGAUCAUGAGGAACUGGCAACCAAAGAGUGGGACUGUCAUGCAGCUUGAAGGUAGGAAUGUUCCAUAUACAUCUACUUCUAGUGUUGAGGAUUUAAAAUCAAGAUUUCCUACUGUUUUUGAGCCUGGUAUAGGAACAAUUAGAGAUAUUAAAGUAAACCUAGUGUUGAAAGAAAAUGCCAAUCCGGUCUUUUGCAAGGCUCGUAACGUACCAUAUGCGCUGCAGGAUGCGCUUGAGAAAGAAAUCGAUAACUUAAUCAGGAAUGAAGUGAUGUAUCCUGUGACCCAAACUAAUUGGGCCACUCCUGUUGUUUUGGUUGAAAAGGGUAACAACUCUAUUAGAAUUUGUGGUGACUUUAAACAGACAAUUAAUCCUCAGUUACGCACAGAUUAUUAUCCACUCCCUACUCCAGAUGAGAUUUUUGCUAAAAUUGCUGGUUCAAAAUUGUUCUCAAAAAUUGAUUUGUCAGCUGCAUAUAAUCAACUUAGAGUAGACGAAAACUCUCAGGAGCUUCUAACGAUUAAUACGACUAAAGGUUUAUUUCGUUAUUCUCGCCUCCCUUUCGGAGUGACAAGCGCUGGGGCCAUUUUCCAAUCCGUCAUGGACAAGAUUUUGAAUGGGUUGGAUAGAACAUUUUGCUAUCUAGAUGACAUUUUGAUUGUGGCUCAAACUCAUGAGGAAAUGCACCGAAAUGUGGUUGCAGUAUUGUCGAGACUAGAGCAUUAUGGGGUAAAAAUAAACCCAGCUAAGAGUGAAUUUUUUAAGGAUAGCCUAAUUUUCUUAGGGCAUAGGCUAAGUGAAAAUAAAAUACAGCCUAGUGAAGAACUGUCUAAAGCUAUUGUUAGUGCUCCCAGGCCAGAAAAUUUGACACAGCUACGAUCCUACCUGGGGUUGAUCAAUUAUUAUAGUAAAUACCUCAACAACUUGUCUAAUUUGCUUCAACCAUUGUAUGGUCUGCUAAACAAGGGGGUCAAAUGGGGUUGGUCUGAACAGUGUGAGGAAGCGUUCCAGAAGAGUAAGGAGAUUUGUUAG
Messenger RNA from Macrosteles quadrilineatus (aster leafhopper), 1305 nucleotides. RefSeq lists its product as uncharacterized. NCBI's taxonomy places the organism in Eukaryota, Metazoa, Arthropoda, Insecta, Hemiptera, Cicadellidae. The record is from RefSeq and is a predicted model, not a curated record. Bases 1 to 1305 code for a protein of 434 amino acids. The transcript has a single exon.